This is a messenger RNA of Hemiscyllium ocellatum (epaulette shark), 1437 nucleotides long. RefSeq names its product 5-hydroxytryptamine receptor 3A-like. Gene Ontology annotation, molecular function: neurotransmitter receptor activity; extracellular ligand-gated monoatomic ion channel activity; transmembrane signaling receptor activity. NCBI's taxonomy places the organism in Eukaryota, Metazoa, Chordata, Chondrichthyes, Orectolobiformes, Hemiscylliidae. Gene Ontology annotation, cellular component: membrane; synapse; neuron projection. The record is from RefSeq and is a predicted model, not a curated record. Gene Ontology annotation, biological process: monoatomic ion transmembrane transport; nervous system process; signal transduction. The transcript is spliced from 9 exons. The coding region runs from base 1 to 1437 and encodes 478 amino acids.
AUGGCUCUCGACAUCUUCAGGAUUCAUCGGAGCCCUUUCUUGCUCUCCAUGUGGCUCAUUUAUCUGUUUCAGGGUAACUUUUCCCUGCUCAGUCUCUCUGACUCGGAUGGAGCCCGGUUCAUAAAGACAUUUGCUGAUGUCUUUGAAAAUACAGCAAUUCGCCCCGUGAAGAACUUCACUCAGCCAUUGGAAAUCAACCUCACCAUCCAACUCCAUGCGAUACUGGGUCUGGAUGAGAAGCAAGAAAUUCUAACAACAUAUCUCUGGAUGGAACAGAGGUGGUUUCAUGACUUCCUGGUGUGGGACCCAUCAGACUUCAGCGGGAAAGACUUGGUCGCUCUGCCUAAGGAGAAGCUCUGGCUUCCCGAUGUCCUCAUCCUUGAGAUGGUAGAUGAAGAUAAAUCUGCUGAGACCCCAUAUCUGUAUGUGCAUCACACAGGGUUGGUCAUCUAUGGGAAACCGCUGAGGAUCGUCAGUUCGUGUAAUCUCAAUAUCUUGUACUUUCCGUUCGACAUUCAGAAAUGUCCACUUACAGUUUCAUCCAUCACCUUUUCUGACAAAGAUGUGAAACUGCACAUCAAAGAGACUUCUGAGGAGAUAACGUCCAAAUCCAAGAAAGUUUUUGCAAGCAAAGGAGAGUGGGAACUCCUCCAGAUCACAGCUUCUGAGGAGAGUGUUCUGGGGGACUGGGGAAGCUUUGAUUUUAUAUCCUUGGAGUUCAGUGACUGGACCAAGCCCUCACAAUCAUCGUCUCUCGUCAUGCAGGUGUCAAUGAAGCGGAGGCCAAUGUUUUACAUUGUGAACAUACUCAUCCCGAGUGCCUUCCUCAUGCUGACGGACAUUGUGAGCUUUUAUCUGCCUGCUCAUAGUUUUGACCGAGCCUCCUUUAAGAUGACCCUCAUGUUAGGCUAUUCAGUUUUCCUCAUCAUUGUGAAGGACUUGUUACCCAGUAACUCAUCCCACACUCCAUUGAUAGCCAUUUUCUUCCUGGUGUCUCUGACCUUCAUGGUCAGCAGUUUGUUUGAGACAAUCAUCAUUAUAAACAUCAUCCACCAGAAUGCGAAACAGAGGAAGCCAAUCCCAGCUUGGAUGAGAACCAUCGUUUUGAACUAUGGGGCGAAACUGUUCUGGCGGAGAGGGAAGCCACCCGUUUACCAUCAGAUUUCCCGUGUCCCACCGGCCACUAAAAUCACAGUCCAAGAUUGUGAAAUGAAGAGUUCCUUGUCAGAGGAGAUUGAUGUUCUUCAGGCAUUGCUGAAUAGGAUCGCUGAGGGAGUGGAGGAAAUCAAACAGGGCCUGGAACGACAUGACCAAGAGCGGGAGCUGGAGGACGAGUGGCUGCAGAUUGGUCACAUCCUCGACUGUGUCCUUCACUCUGUGUACUGCAUAUUCUUCACAGCUUUCUUGUUAACUCUCGCUGUGACUUGGCUGAUGUGA